Messenger RNA from Dermacentor silvarum, 4376 nucleotides. Its product is annotated as protein sister of odd and bowel. Gene Ontology annotation, molecular function: RNA polymerase II transcription regulatory region sequence-specific DNA binding; DNA-binding transcription factor activity, RNA polymerase II-specific. The coding region runs from base 601 to 2004 and encodes 467 amino acids. Gene Ontology annotation, cellular component: nucleus. Gene Ontology annotation, biological process: embryo development; regulation of transcription by RNA polymerase II. The record is from RefSeq and is a predicted model, not a curated record. The transcript has 5 exons. Lineage: Eukaryota; Metazoa; Arthropoda; Arachnida; Ixodida; Ixodidae.
GUGCAGCGCGUCGGCAGCGAACGCGGCGGCGGUGGUGCCCCCCCUCUCGCUACCCAGCGCCGCCCGGCCUCCAGCCUGCCCCCGAUACAGAAGCAACCACUCCGGCGCUUUACGCCGCGGACCGCCGCCACGGUGCGUACACACACCGCACACGCCCGAACGGCCCCGCUGUUGCGACCGAGGCUUUCGACCCCCACCGCCACCCCUCAAUCCCCCCCCCCCCCCCUCCGUCGUGCACCACCGGUGGCGGUGGUGGGGGGCCCCCGCAGACAGGCAUCUCCAGUGCGCCACCGAAGGACAUAGUGCCGAACCCCCGAGUCGGCCGGUGUAGCCGCCGCCGCCGCCUGCCGCAGCCACUCGUUGAAUGCGCCGGCUACCGCUGCAAGGGGAAUACCCGGCGAGGCCCGUGCGCCCAGUGGUCGCCCUCGUCUUCGCUCGGGCUCCUGACGACGCCGCCGUCGACGCAGCCGCUUGAGCAUCAGCCGACGCGAGGACGUGGACGGCAGCUGCGGCUAUUCGGCGGCGGCCUCUGACACGGGGAGGCAUCAGCAGCAGGCGCCGUCAGAACUGCAGCGGCCGGCAGAAGCCGGGCGGUAGCUUAUGCCUCCCUUCGACGCGCCCGCACAGCCGGCCCAUGGAUUCCGAGCAUCGCUGGACAUGGACGUAGCCCACUCGACGAACAACAGCAGCAGCGGUGGUCCCCUCCAAGCGCAGCCGCAGUGCCUGCCGGCCGACCUGAGCCUGCCGUCCAAGUCGCGAGCCGUGCAUGCCCCGUCGCCCGCGGCGCUCCUCGGCUUCCGAAAAACCGCGCCGCACCACUCUGCUUCGGCCAUGGCCCCGGCCGCAGCCGCGGCAGCGGCAGCAGCCGCAGCCGCCGCCGGCGGACCCUUCUGCGCCGGCGGUCCGUUCCCGCUGGGCGGUCCGCUGCCACUGUUGCCCGGCUUCGCCAUGGCGCCGUUCGCGCCCUAUCCCCUGCUCUUCCUGGCCGGCGCCAGCGCCGCGGCCCACAAGGAGGCCGCCGGCUCGCAGCUGUCGCCCGCUGCGCCCACCGUGCGUGGUGCCUCCUCGGCUACGAGCACGCGCACGGCGUCGUCCUCGACGUCCAACCACUCCCGACCGCGGGGCAAGUUCGACUUCUCCCGACUCGCCGAGUCGGCCACCUCGCGGGACGGCGACGCGGACCGAUCCUCGCUCACCGCCGACGGCCACGAGCGGACGGCUCCCCGGCUCAGUCCGCACCAGCCGCCCUCGAUGCCGCCCCAGCACCACCCGUCGGCAACCACGCAGCGCGGGCUCCUGGGUCCACCGUCGUCGGCGGGCAGGCCACCGCCUCCGGCCUUCCCGCUGCUGCCGUCGUACUACUCGCUACAAGGCGCCGUCGGACCCCUGGCGGGGGAACUGUUCGAGCGGAAGCCCGUGCGAGGCCGAGGCGGCUCGUCGAGGCCCAAGAAGGAGUUCAUCUGCAAGUUCUGCCAGCGCCGCUUCACGAAGUCCUACAACCUGCUCAUCCACGAGCGGACGCACACCGACGAGAGACCGUACACGUGCGACAUCUGCCACAAGGCGUUUCGCCGCCAGGACCACCUCAGGGACCACAGGUACAUCCACUCGAAGGAGAAGCCGUUCAAGUGCGGAGAGUGCGGAAAGGGCUUCUGCCAGUCGCGCACCCUGGCCGUGCACCGCAUCCUGCACCUGGACGACUCGCCGCACAAGUGCCCCACGUGCGGCCGCAGCUUCAACCAGCGCUCGAACCUCAAGACGCACCUGCUGACGCACACGGACAUCAAGCCGUACCACUGCCCAGCCUGUGGCAAGGUGUUCCGCCGAAACUGCGACCUGCGCCGGCACGCACUCACGCACACCCUGGGCAUACCGGAGGACCCGGACCUGGAGAACUCGUGCAACGAGCCGGGCACCUCUUCGAGCGCCAUCGACAUCAUCGAAGAUGACGAUGACGAUGACAGCGACCACCAGCCCGCGGACAUACUCGACGUGGAGAACUGAUACACUGUUAUGCACACUUGGUUGGUGAACUGUCACAUCCUGCCGGGGCGUGUGUACCUGUGAGCGCAGAAAAAGGUUGGGAGUAUGGCGAGACGCCGUGUGCGCAUUGUAACAUGGCGGCUUUUCAUCCAGUGACGUGUGCUACCCACGUGAUCUACACCACCACCUAUCCGUCGUGUCGCCUGAAGGAUCGGCAAGAAGAUUACCUUCGUUGGUUAUAUUUCGACAGAGACCCCGAUCGCGCAGAAUUAUUGCCGUUGAUAUGGCUGUCCUGGAAGAGCUGUAUAGCAUGUAGUCAAAAAUUUGAGGCAGUGAGUGAAAACAUUGCGAAUCUAUAGGUUGGCUGGUGCUUGGAUUUUCUUUGAGCUACCGCCUCAUUUCUCCGAACGACAGUCACUGUUACGAUGAUCAAGCGCGAAUUUUCAUCACAAAGUUCCGCCCAUUGUGCCCUGCUCGAAGUUUUCUAGGAGCGUUACUACGAUCAACUUCAUCUCCAGCGACAAGAUUGAUCACUUGAUGAUGUGGUUUUCAUAUUUCUGCGGUAUCCACCUUCAGUAAGCACUGUGGCUUGUGCGCACCUAUUCGUGACCGGCGUAGGAACAAAAAUAAAUAGAAAACAUAACAAAUCUUUCUCAACGAACGAGCCGCCACUCAAAUACAUGGCGCCUGACUGUGUGUGACGGGGAACGAUUGGCCUUUUGAAUGCUCUUUUAGAAAUGUUUCAAAUCUGUGACUGGCUUGAGUUGUCAGCCACUGAUGUUACUCAUCGUACAAUGAUCAGUCAUGCUAUACAAAAGUCAUAUUCAUUAUGAUGUUCCUUCAUCCGUGACGAAGGGUGUGUUUUGAGAAAUUCGCGAUCAUCCCCACCUGAAUGAACCACCUGGACGUCUGUGGAUUCCUUCCGACGUGUAUACCACCGUUUUUCGGCCCUCGCAGGCUACGCAAAAAAUGUGUAUUGCGUUUCCUUUUGGAACGUUCGUGGAAGACUGAGUGUAGGUGAAAACUUGGUGAAACACGGUGAAGUGCUACGAUAUGUGCCCCAUGUUGAUCGGACUUGACGCGAGGCAGUCACCGACACCCCGACUGUGAAAAAAAAAAAAGGACACGUGAGUGGUGAACCAGUGACUUUGAACGCUUGUCGUCCGCAUUAUCUGAAUGAUUCGCAAUGUGCUAUUGUAUGUAUUUCCCGUUGCACCAAUGUUUCCAAGUGGAAAUAGUCUUCAAGGGACACGUAGACCCUGUGUUUGAGAAUUUCGUGCUCCGUUUUAUUUUUUUUAACUUUCCUUUAUUUGCUUGCUUUACUGUGAACAUUUAUGUGGGACUAGCCAGCGAGCCGUCUGCCACAGUGGCGUUAAGUUAUUGGUUAUCGUAUUUAUAACCUGAAUCUUCCGGGCUGAGUUAGUUUUCAGUGAUCGCGCGGUGCUGACAGUGCAAUAUACAUGCUAGCGUACGGCAGGAAAUUGAUUGGUUACGACGUUUCCGGCCUCUACAGUUACACGUUAUAAUACUUCGCGGUAAAUGCCGUGCUUUUGUUAUGUGCGUUCGCUAUAGGUUGCAGCGAGCUGCUGAAAGUGUUGCUGGCAAACGCUAUGGAUGCGGAACGCUUCUCUGUAUGCCAAAGAUUUCGUAGAACGAAUGGUAAAAAGAGAAUUUCGCGGUGAAAACCCAGACUGUGAUUAAUCGCCUGAACUCCGCACUUGAGUGACGUGCUAGGUAUCGUAUUAUCUCGAACGCAUGGCAUAAUUUUUUUUUUAGAACCGUAUGUACCGAGUAAGCUCGAGGGGGGAUCCAAACUACUUAACCACCAACUGAAGUUUUAGUGCCCAUUCGAUGAACGUAACACACGUUGAGAAAGUAUGGAAUUCAACCCCAAAGUUUUUCCCUGAGAAUGGAUGGAUCCUUUUCACAAUGUGAACAACCACCGAAAGUCGAAUAUACCCUUGCCAUCGCCACGUAUUCCGAAUACGCGGUGAAGCAUUAGGCACUGCCUAGGGAGCCAAGAUAGAAGAAAUCGAGCAAGCGAAAUGCGCCUAUAUGGUUACUUGGCCGCACGUGAUAUGCCGAUCUUUAAGCUGACGACUUCGUUAUUCUGUCUGAGCAUCCAACGGAUGUUUGCCAGAAAAUCUAUAAUUGUGCACCUGAAGUGAUGGAAGCUGUAGCACUCGCUCAGGCUUUAUAAGCAUACUUCAGGCUAAUCACGUGAAAAACCAGGGGAAGCUAAGCAGAUGCCGUCUGGUUGCUGUUCCACGUACACGCCCCGCAAUUCGAGCAAACUUGAAAACCGCUUGCAACGAGUAAAGCGACAUCAUAUAAUACUGUCUUGUCAUCUACACGUCCUCCAUGUCUGAAAGGUGGACCAUCACAAAAUAAUC